This is a messenger RNA of Aspergillus uvarum CBS 121591, 2240 nucleotides long. RefSeq lists its product as uncharacterized. The annotation marks the transcript as partial. The record is from RefSeq and is a predicted model, not a curated record. The transcript is spliced from 4 exons. Lineage: Eukaryota; Fungi; Ascomycota; Eurotiomycetes; Eurotiales; Aspergillaceae.
GCGAAGGCACUUUACUCCUCGCAUGGUAGCUCAGCCUCGUGGAAUUUCAAGGUCCCUUGUGACUUUUCAGCGCCGAGAUGCACUGGUCGAUCCUGGAGACACAUAUCCAUUCUGCUGUAAAUGCUCCCAUUCUCUUCCGCUUGAUUUCGCAUCCCAUACCAUUAAAGCAUAAAGCACCUCUUGUUCUGAAGAAUACCCUUAGAAACAGGGAAUAAGCAAUGAGCUUUCCCCAGAUAGGUCUUGGGGAUGUCAUGACAGCUGUUACUACUGUCUGGACCAUCUACAAAAAUGUCAAAGAAGGACCCGCAAGUGCUUCGGCCGACUUCAACUCGUUUCGACAAGAAUUCAGAGCCAUAAAAGGAUUAUUGGAGCAGAUUCAAAAGACAAAACAGUCGACCGUCAAGAGCGAACGAGAAUUGGGGGUCUUCUACAACCAGACGAUUGACGAAUGCGCAGAAUUCGUACAUAAGCAUCGCCAAUUGAUGCAGGAUGAAAAGACCUCGAAGAGUCGGCGUAACAGCUUCGGCACCGAAGCAAUCAUCCUAUUCGAGAAGGUUACCUGGCCCUUAGAGCGUGACGAAGCGGAAAGACUCCGACGAAAGCUAGAGAGAUGUCUGAAAAUUGCGAUGUUAAAGUCGAGUCAGGAAACGCGAGAUGCGACGUUCGGCUUCAUAAAGGCAACGGAGAACAAUCAAUUGGAGAAUCUCGAGAUGCUGAAGUCCAUCAAAACCAUGACAUCACAGGUUUCUUUACUUUUAAGGCGAUGUAUGCUCGACAAGUCAAUGGAGACCAAUACCCUUGACGCUCAUCACCCUAAUCACCGUGGGAACAGAUUGAGGCGAGCUCUGCUGGAGUCAGAGCACAUGCUGAGUGCAAUACCCGAGAACGACAACGUGCUCAACCAAGUGGACAGUCAAAAGUAUCAAAAGGUCCUCGAUCGCAUCCGGGAGAUAUCUGAGAGACUAGGCAAUCUCACUCGCAGACUCGACACUUACAAUACCCAUGGUCUCGCCCCGCAGUCCCCAUCUGGUGGGCUUGCGCCUACGCUCGAUAGCGAUAGCGGCGAUACACUAGAUGUCGCAGCUAUAUCACGCUUUCUUCAUCAAGUGAGCGAUGAUGUGCGCGAUGCUUUGGGUAUGGUCGGAUAUGGGCACAAUCUUGUGCCCAAUCAUGAUCUCUAUCAAAAAGAUAAAGUCUCGGCGAAAACACGCCAGUCCAUCAACGAUACCGCCGAGGAAUGGGAACAGUUCCGACAAUGGCUCGACUUCCAACUCGUUCACGCCUUCAAUACGAACGCUCAUGAUUUGGAAUUCCACUCGCCAGGACUGUCUUACCUGUUUAGUCCGAAGAAGUCCCCUCCUCCGGAUGACCGCACAUCAAGAGCUAUAUCUCGACAGAGAUCCGCAGAGUCAGAUUUGACCAUCGGUUCUCCUCAAUCGGUGAUAUCAAUGCCGAUACCCGACAGAAAGAUCCCAUUGACAAGCCAUCCGGUGCAGCUAAAAUUCCUCGAUCCAAAUGUUCCAAAAUGCGUGCUACACCGUCCUCUCAUGUGCAAUGUCCUGGCUUGCUUCAACACACAAACAAACGAGCCCGAAGCGAUCGAAGCAAUUGAUGUCCAAGACGGAGUCAAGGUCACUCAAACAGUCAUCCGCGGAUCAUCCACAGUCAAGAGCUCCAUGCUCCCCUACGUUCCCGGCCGACGGGUCACUGCAACCCAGCUCGGCCUCUGGUUUCAAGGCUCGCACAAGACAAAGAUUGAAGACCUCCAUACAAUCACGCGAUACCCCCUUUUCCUAAUGUAUCAAUUCCAUGACUUGAGUGGUACAGUAAUUCAGUUUGAGCUAACAGCUGGUCGAGCACCUAGGCUGACGUUCACAGAUUUCGAGUCCUUUCAAGAGGUACUGCUCCGCCGAAGGGUCAUUUCCUGUAUCGACGCGAGGAGGAUAUCCAUCAACGCGACAGACUGCCACUCCAACUCGGCUGAAGCAAUCCGGAUACUUGAAGAUCCGAUCUCGAAAAGUCAAUCGCUGUUGUACUUCGCUUCCUUUCCGGGGACUCCCCGGCGAGCGAGGUUCAUGGAUAUACCCAUGAGCGAUCUUGGAGCACCUAUCGCCAAGUCGAAGCAGGUCAAAUUCGCAUUUCAGAGUAUCUCGCGGCGCGGUUCGAUGGACAGCGCGACCAGUGUCCUCUCGCACGAGUCUAAACAUUCGGCCUCCACGCUGGGACCCGGUCAACGCACC